This is a messenger RNA of Ictalurus furcatus (blue catfish), 1575 nucleotides long. RefSeq names its product butyrophilin subfamily 1 member A1. Bases 98 to 1558 code for a protein of 486 amino acids. Lineage: Eukaryota; Metazoa; Chordata; Actinopteri; Siluriformes; Ictaluridae. Gene Ontology annotation, molecular function: protein binding. The record is from RefSeq and is a predicted model, not a curated record. The transcript has 10 exons.
CUUACAUAAACGAAAGUACACUAAACUGAAAUUGUGAACCUUUUGACAGACAUUUUAGUGUCUUCUUACUCAGAAAAUUAUAACUUUAAAAAGGAGGAUGAUGUUUUUCUGUGUGACUCUCCUGAUUCUCUUCAGCUUCAUGAAAUUUCAAUCAGAAAGCACAGAGCGAUUAAAUGUCAUUGGUCCAGAUGUUCCCCUUGUUGCUGUGGCUGGUGAAGAUCUGGUUCUGCCCUGUUUUAUCAAACCCAUUACCAGCGCUGUGCACAUGAAAGUGGAGUGGUUGAGACUAGAGAGAGGGGUUUUAUUAGUGCAUAUGUAUGAGGAUCUUGAAGACAGAAAUGAAAAGCAGGCUCAGUCCUUCAAAGGAAGAACAUCACUGUUCAAAGAGGAGCUACAGAAAGGCAACGCUUCACUCAAACUCUCAGCUCUCCAAGUCUCUGAUGAAGGAGAUUACAAGUGUCUUAUUGAGGACAAAUCCUGGUAUGAUGACAUCACUGUUCACGUAACUGUUGAGGUUCUGGGAAGCCACCCAGUGAUCACGAUGGAGAGUUAUGAUCACUCAGGAGGGAUUAAUCUAGUGUGUGAGUCCAGAGGCUGGAAACCUGAACCUGCGGUUCUGUGGAUGAACAGAGAAGGAGACACUCUGCCUGCUGAAGAUACACAGAUACACAGAGACACUGAGGGCUUCAGUGUGAAACGCCGCGUCACUGUUUAUGAUUAUAGCGACUCCAACAAGUUUUACUGCAGACUUCAACAAAAACAUCACAUGGUGGAGUCAGAGGUUAUCAUUAAUAGAACAGUCUUUGAUGCUUUGAAGCCUGAUGUCAGAAUUCCAAUCUUAGCAGUUUUUAUUAUUGUUGCAUUGAUGACUGUUAUAGUACUAAUAGUCAUCUGUCACAAGAAAGCCUCAGAGCUUCGGAAGGAGAAGAGAUACGCAGAGCUGCAGAGACAGAGAGUGGAAGAUGAGUUUAUAAAGAAGAGGUUGGCAAUUUUUAAAAACCCCCAGAAAAGCUGUGUGGAUGUGACUCUGGAUCCUGAUACAGCUCAUCCUGAACUCAUCCUGUCUGCUGAUGGAAAACAAGUGACACAUGGAGACGAGCGACAGCAUCUCCCUGAUACACCACAGAGGUUUAAUACAUGUGCUUGUGUUGUAGGACAUCAGAGUUUCUCCUCAGGGAGAUUUUAUUAUGAGGUCCAGGUCAGAGGGAAAACUGCGUGGACAUUAGGAGUCGCGAGAGAGAACAUUAACAGGAAGACGCGUAUUAAGGCAAAUCCCAACAAUGGAUUCUGGAUUGUUGAACUGAGGAAUGAGAAUGACUACCUGGCUCAUGAUGAUCUUGAUGUCCGCCUCACACUGAGAGAGAAGGUGGAGAAGGUGGGGGUGUUUGUGGAUUAUGAGGAGGGUCUGGUCUCCUUUUAUGAUGUGAAGUCCAGCUCUCAUAUCUACUCUUUCACUGCUCAGUCUUUCACUGAGAAACUCUAUCCUUACUUCAGUCCUUGUAAUAAUAAAGGAGGUAAAAAUUCAUCACCACUGAUCAUCACUGCUCUUAAUGAAUAAAUUUGUUUUAUAUCCCA